AUGAAAAAUCCAAUUAAAAGUGCUUAUGAAUUCAAAGAUGGUUUAUUAUAUAAGUUAAUGAUUAUGCGUGAAGGUUGUAAUACGAAGAAAAAAUUAAUUUAUUUGCCUUCAUCUUUAAUUAAUGAUCUUUUACAAGUUUAUCAUAGUGAUCCUCUUAGUGGUCAUUUUGGAGUUCAACGAACAUAUUUAAAAAUUAAAAAUAAAUAUUGGUGGCCGAAUAUGAAGCAAUCUAUUACACAAUCCAUACAAUCAUGUCUACCUUGUCAACAAUAUAAUAUUAGUCGAUCGAAGAAACCUGGUCGUUUACAACCAAUUCCACCUCCUGAAGGACCAUUUCAAUUAAUUGGCAUGGAUUAUUGUGGUCCAUUUAAACAAACUCCACGUGGUAAUCAAUAUGUAUUAUGUCUUACGGAUUAUUUCACAAGAUGGGUGGUUGCUGCUGCUGUACCUGAUUGUUCAGCUCAAACUACUGCUGAAGCAUUAUUUAAUGAAUUCAUUUGCAAGUAUGGGGUACCGGCAGUCAUAUUAUCCGAUCAAGGAACGCACUUCCACAAUCAACUAAUGAAAGCCAUGUCAAAAUUAGUUGGAUAUAAUCACAUAUAUUCAACCACAUAUCAUCCUCAAUCUAAUGGUAUGAUAGAAAGGUUCAAUGCAACAUUCGUACCUCAAAUUGCUAAACUUGAAAAUAAAGAAAAUAAUAACUGGGAUGAAUUUCUGUUACCUGUGGUAUUUGCAUACAAUACGGGAACACAUUCAACAACUCAAUAUUCACCAUUUCAAUUAUUAUAUGGUCGAGAACCAAGAUUACCUAUUGAUGGACCAAUAUCAUCAUUUACAUUUCGAAAACCAAAUGAUUAUUAUGAGCAAUUAAAGAAAAGUAUGAAAUUGAUACAUGGAUAUGCUCGUGAAAAUAUUAUUCGUAAACAACAUCAAUAUAAGACUCAAUAUGAUAAACGACGUCCUGAUCCUCAUUAUACAAUUAAUGAUCGUGUUUUAGUUAGAAGACAUGGAUUAAAAUAUAAAUUAGAGCCAAAAUUUUCAAUUACACCACAAAUUAUUAUUCGUGCACAACAUCCUGUUUACGUUGUUCGAGAUGAAAUAACUCAAAUUGAAACACAAGUGCACAUAAAUGAUAUUAGACCCAUCUAUGUUUCAAAAUUAAAUUAA
Messenger RNA from Rotaria sordida, 1167 nucleotides. Lineage: Eukaryota; Metazoa; Rotifera; Eurotatoria; Philodinida; Philodinidae. The record is from the annotation of a GenBank genome assembly.